This is a messenger RNA of Benincasa hispida (wax gourd), 1008 nucleotides long. Its product is annotated as GTP-binding nuclear protein Ran1A-like. The record is from RefSeq and is a predicted model, not a curated record. Gene Ontology annotation, biological process: protein import into nucleus; ribosomal subunit export from nucleus. Gene Ontology annotation, cellular component: cytoplasm; nucleus. Gene Ontology annotation, molecular function: GTPase activity; GTP binding. Lineage: Eukaryota; Viridiplantae; Streptophyta; Magnoliopsida; Cucurbitales; Cucurbitaceae.
UCGCGUCGAAUAAAAGCCGAACCCCUUCCCUUCACCGAGUAUAAAUCGCCUCCCACGACCGUCGUUUACACUGUGCUUGCCUUUUUCCUUCCAUUGCCGAUCUCCGUCCGUCUAAAAUCGCACUUCUCUUCAUCUUCUCAAUCAUCAGUCGUAUACAGACAUUUUCCGAUGGCGCUACCAAAUCAGGCCACCGUAGAUUACCCUAGCUUCAAGCUUGUAAUUGUCGGAGAUGGUGGAACAGGGAAGACGACCUUUGUUAAACGCCAUCUUACUGGAGAGUUCGAGAAGAAAUAUGAACCGACAAUCGGAGUUGAAGUUCAUCCACUGGACUUCUUUACGAACUAUGGAAAGAUAAGGUUUUACUGCUGGGAUACUGCCGGUCAGGAGAAGUUUGGUGGACUAAGAGAUGGUUACUAUAUUCAUGGGCAAUGUGCCAUUAUAAUGUUUGAUGUCACUGCUCGUUUAACAUACAAAAAUGUCCCAACAUGGCAUCGUGAUCUCUGCAGGGUUUGUGAGAACAUACCCAUCGUAUUAUGUGGAAACAAGGUGGAUGUGAAAAACAGACAGGUUAAAGCAAAGCAGGUGACCUUCCACAGGAAGAAAAAUCUGCAGUAUUACGAAAUCUCUGCAAAGAGUAAUUAUAACUUUGAGAAGCCCUUCUUGUACCUUGCCAGAAAGCUUGCUGGGAAUCCGGAGCUUCACUUCGUCGAAUCACCUGCCUUGGCUCCUCCUGAAGUCCAAAUCGACUUGGCCGCACAAGCACAGCAUGAAGCAGAAUUGGCGCAAGCUGCUGCACAGCCUCUCCCUGAUGAAGAUGACGAUGCAUUUGAGUAAUAUGGGGGCUUUUUAUAGGUGUGCUUACAAGGGUUUAUAGUGAUUGUGGUUGUCUAGUUGGUUGUUGGUUGUGUAAUUCACUAUCUGAUGUGUCAUAGUAGGUUUCGUUUGAUAUAUUACUACUGUUAUCGAUUACAAUUUUGAUAAAUGAAGCAUUUGGACUUUUUCUUUAAA